Messenger RNA from Rubroshorea leprosula, 634 nucleotides. NCBI's taxonomy places the organism in Eukaryota, Viridiplantae, Streptophyta, Magnoliopsida, Malvales, Dipterocarpaceae. The record is from the annotation of a GenBank genome assembly.
AAACCAAACCAAAAACCAAAACCCCUUCAACUGAUCUAUACAUACAUAUUUUAAAAACCAAGGACUCAACUAAAUGUCUGGUGUUUGGGUGUUCAAAAAUGGUGUCAUCCGACUCAUUGAGAAUCCACAAGCAGAGUCUGCAGAUGGAAGGCAUGAAAGUGCUUCGUCCCGAAGGUCAAAGGUUUUGGUGCACUUGCCUACAGGAGAGGUGAUAUCGUCAUAUUCGUCCUUGGAGCAGAUCUUGAGAGGUUUAGGGUGGGAAAGGUACCAUGGAGGGGACCCUAAUCUCUUCCAAUUCCACAAGCACUCUUCUAUUGAUCUUAUCUCACUCCCAAAAGACUUCUCCAAGUUCAACUCUGUUUACAUGUAUGAUGUUGUCCUUAAGAAUCCAAAUGUUUUCCACGUUCGGGAUAUGUGAGCAACUCCUAUAUAGCUUCCUUCAUAUGUUAUAUAUAUGCUUUCCUUUUCUCUUAUGUAUCACUUUAAUUAGUUUCUUCUUAAUUUAUAGUGUAUAUAGUAAUUGUAUGGAUUGAUGUUGUUAAUUAGAGUUUAAUUGUAAGCUAGGUCUUCUAUAUGUAAAGAAAUAUAUGUAUGUUAGUACAAGGUUGUAUAACAAUAAAUGUUUUUGUAAGUU